Molecule: messenger RNA, 1305 nt
Organism: Saccostrea echinata
Lineage: Eukaryota; Metazoa; Mollusca; Bivalvia; Ostreida; Ostreidae
Product: coiled-coil domain-containing protein 158-like
Exons: 5
Coding region: 51-1133 (360 amino acids)
Source: RefSeq, a predicted model, not a curated record
UUCAUCGUCUAUGAAUUCAGUUGUUAACAUUUAGUGUCGCGCUUUGAACAAUGAUGUUUUUACACUGUGCAUUUCUCUGGAUAUUAUUUGCCGUAGUAGAUUCCCACUCGCCACUGACGGAAAAGAAGGCAGAAUAUGAAAUUGUCAUUAACAAUCUGCAGAACCAGAUAAACCAAGAAACAUUGAUGAGGCUAUCAUUACUUAAACAAGUGUAUUCAUUGGUCAACGACAUGAUUAACGUGAAAAAUGAAAUGGCAGCCAUGAAAAACAACGCAGAAGAAGUAAGAAAAAGUACCGAUGAUCUUCGGCAUGAAGAUAAAAAAAUGUUAAAUGAAAUAGAAAAGAUGAAACAUGACCACAACGAUACAUCUGAAAGGAUAAUGAACGUGCAGCAUGAGUAUGAUAAAAUGUUGAGUGAGAUAGAACAGAAAAUGAAAAUUAACCAAAACGAAACAUCGGAAACGAUAGGGAACGUGCAGCAUGAAUAUAAAACAAUGUUUAGUGAAAUAGGACAGAGGAUGAAAUAUAACCAAAACGCCACAUCUGAAAGAAUAGUAAACGUACAGAAUGACCUACUCAACGUCAAUAAUUCUGUAGGUUUUCUUCGUAAUUUUACCGAUAAAGUCUAUGCUAAGUACGGUAUCCAAGAAAAUAAAAUGAGAGAUUUAUCAACCGUGCAGGAAAAAAUCCAGUCUACACUGGGUGAGCUGCGCAAUGAAGAUCAAAGAAUACUCUCUGAAACACAACGCAUCAUAGCGAACCGUAGUGAAAAUACAUUUGAAAAAAAUUUGAAGAUGAGGGAAGAUUUAGAGCGAAAUAUCACAUGUAUGGUCAACAACAUGACUGGCCCUUUGGAAAGGCAAGAUUGCUUAGAAUCAAGCCACUGUUGGUUGCUGUAUAAUUUUUCGUAUGAUGCUAGCUGGAAUGGAUGUGAAGGCGGGUCCCAGUACGUAACGAAAACAAACUAUUCUUCUGCCCCUUAUCUUGGUGUGAUGACAUGCAAUUCGACAAGGUCUCUAUCGACACAGAAGGGGACAACAAUUCUCGUUCGGAAAAAUAGGAAGUACACCAACAUCGACCCCAAGAUUUCUCGAAAAAUGGAUAGAGUGUGGUGUCAGCCUACCCGGGAGUGACAGGGUCAUCCGAAUGUAAACCUGGAUAGAAUGUGCUCUCUAUCUAUUAUGAUUUAAAAUAUAGACAAAAUUAUGCGUUUUUUUUAAAAUAUGUCUAUCUGUAUUCUUGGUUCAAAUAAUAUUCAAAACCUUUUUUUAUUUAGGGUGAUCAUCCGUUCAAUGUUAUAGUUUG